Molecule: messenger RNA, 2201 nt
Organism: Solanum lycopersicum (tomato)
Lineage: Eukaryota; Viridiplantae; Streptophyta; Magnoliopsida; Solanales; Solanaceae
Source: RefSeq, a predicted model, not a curated record
UCUUCUAACAUCGAAUUGCUUUGGUAAAAGCUCUCACAACUCUAGUAACAUUAUUUUUUCAUAAGCAAAUUUGAUAAUCACUACUUGAUGUAAACCUUGUUUCCUAGCAAACUACCCCCUUUUUUCAUAGUAAAUCUCAUAGUAGUUUCUCCAUGAAUAAACUCAAUGAAUUUUAAUACGAGUUUUAGUAGAUAUUGGAUUAUUUGAUAAAAAGAGUGUUUGUGUAUUAGGGUUUCCAUUUGUCUCUCCCACAGACAGAGACAGAGACGGGAAAAGAGCGAAGUAACCAUGGUUGUUAUACAAGUCGCCAUAUAUAGAGGAAAAAGAGCAGGGGAAGGGGCUAGCAUAAGCUGCGUCUCAAAAUUGGUAUCUGUCUGGUUAUGUGGGUAUUCGGCCACCGCAACUGAGAUCAAGAGAUGUCAGGGCGUGAAUGCUGUGAGAAUCCACCGGCUUUGAGCUCAAGUAGCGGAAAUGGGUGUGUGUUAAAAGUUGGAAGCUUCAACGCAUACGUCUCUGGUCCUUCCACUUCCAAACUCGCCAUCCUCCUUGUCUCUGACGUUUAUGGUUAUGAAGCCCCAAAUCUGAGGAACAUUGUUGACAAAGUUGCAGCUGCAGGAUACUAUGUGGUGGUUCCUGAUUUUUUUUGUGGUGAUCCUUAUACGAUUGAGAAAACUUUAUCAAUCUGGAUACAAUCACAUGGAACAGCUAAAGGAUUUGAAGAUGCAAAACAGAUUAUUGCAGUUCUCAAAGAUAAAGGUAUAUCUGCAAUUGGAGCUGCAGGGUUUUGCUGGGGUGCAAAGGUGGUUACUGAGCUAGCUAAGUCUGACUACAUUCAAGCUGCAGUGCUAUUGCACCCGUCGUUAGUGAAAGUUGAUGAUUUUAAAGAGGUUAAGGCACCAAUAGCUAUUUUAGCUGCUGAGAUAGAUAAAAUCUCCCCUCCAGAGCUUAUUAUCCAGUUUGAGGAGGUCUUAUCAUCAAAACCUGAGGUGGACAAAUUUGUCAAAAUUUUUCCUGGUGUUAAGCAUGGAUGGACAGUGAGAUACAAUGUUGAAAACAAAGAGGCUGUGCAGCAUGCUGAAGAAGCCCACCGGGACAUGUUGGAUUGGCUUACCAAGUAUGUCAAGUACAGUCAAAAGGGAAGUGGACUUUGCAAUGUCCGAGGUCCCCAUUCCUCUAUGUGACUUGACUAUUCUUAGAUGAAACAUGCAAACAACUACAAUGAUUUGCACUUUUCUUCUUCAGUAUUCUAUACACUGUCAGCAUAGCGAACAGAAAUAAUAUAAAUGAAGGUGCAUAAGCGGGAAGGCCCCCCCAUACACUGUCAGCAUAGUGAUUCUACUUUAGACUGAUUUUUGGCUCCAUAAACGAGACAUAAGAUGUCCAGUUUAAUUCUGCUCAAUCCAUGUACCAUCACCAAGUUGUAAGAAAUGUACUUCCCAACUUGUUGAUUGGCCUUAAAAUGGUUCUUAAGCUGUGAGUAUAGCCUGGACAAAACAUUCAGAAACUUGUUGAUAAGUCAAAUAGCCAGGAACAUGGGCGGAGCUACCCUUGUCCAAGUGGAGUCAAUUGAAACUCCACCGGAAUAUUACACGGUGUAGAAUAUUUUCCUUUUUUAGAUAUACAUUUUCUUGACUUCAAUUGUUGUUGUUUUUUAUAUUUUAAAUCCCCUUAGUGAAAAUCGUGACUCUAUUGUUGGGAAGGAACAAGUGAAGUCACCAUAACUUGAUGAAAUCAACUAGAGCAGAAGCUUACAAGUGCAAGGAUAUUUCAGGUGCUUGUUCUCCGUCUGGAAAACCGAAGUACUGCAUAUCUUGAGAAAGCAAAAGUAGAUUUUGUCAGGUAAGUAGUGCAACAGAAAAUAAAGCUUUGAUGGGUCCAUAGUUAACUAGACAAGGAUUUAUUGCACCCAUCUUUUAAAGAGUUUUUACAAUAUCAAUGUAGUUUAACUUCUUGUUGUAGGUUACUGUUUGUUCCCAAUGUACUAAUCCAGCUUCUUAUAGAUGGUUAGCUAUAGUUAUCUUUUAGGCAUCCUAUUUUUCUCAGAAUUCUACUGUCAUCUGAAGCACCCUUGGGCAUCUCCAAUCCAUCUGUAAAGUGCAGAUAAUUGUUAGGACUUUUUCUAAUGUAGUUUUUAAUUAUUUUACACUUUCUAAGACAAGUUUAAGAAAAAUAAUGAAAAUAACAUCUAAUUUUUUUCUUUA